AUGAUCGAGAAUGCACGUGCAAUCAGAGCAGUGUGUCGUGACUUGAAGCAUGUUGCCAAACGUGGUGAAGCAAGUGCUCAGAUGCUGUCGAUCAUGCUUCUUGCACUUCAGAUGACGCCAUCGUCUGGUCAGCCUGAUCAGGAUGACGACAGUGAUGAGAACACAGGAUUGUUCCAUCAGUGCCUGAUGUUUUUCUUCACAGUUCUUGAGUGCUUCGGGGAUUUUUUGAGCCAGUAUCCGUCCGUCGCAAGCGCUGGGUUGCAAGUGAUGUUGCUCAUCGUUUGCAUGUUUGCCGCAUCUUGCUGUUGCCGACAUCGUGAGCCAGAAGCAUUGUCGGUGCAAUUGCAGGUUGGAAACUACGCAAACUACGUAGAAGCCGAUGCAAGGUUGAGCAAAGGUCCACGCACGGGUGCUGCCGGUCGGUUCCACAAAGUGCUGAAAGCACCAGAGGAAAGUGCUCCAGGAACGCCUGCCCGGCCUUUGCCUCUUGGUUCUGAUGAUAGUGAUGUGCCUGAAGAGCACAGAAAGGCAGCAGCCAGAGGUGCCAGGUCAAAGGCAAAGUCGAGUCCGCGGAACCGUGAUGAGCAAGCUCGAGGAAGUGACGAGCAUGCAGCAUCCGAGAGUUCCGAAGUCAUCGAGGAGGUGCCGCAAGCCCGUAGGCGCCCCAAGGCAGCUGCUAGACCGGCCCGAGUGCCCGAUGUCUGGGUAUCUACGAGACAAGGCUAUGCGUUCCAUCGCAUUGCAUGCACCAAGCUGAAGCAUUCAGAUGGAGUGACGGAAAUCAGCCGCAGAGAAGCAGUGGAGAAGGGUUACACACCGUGCCGAGUGUGCAGACCCUGA
Messenger RNA from Symbiodinium natans, 840 nucleotides. Lineage: Eukaryota; Dinophyceae; Suessiales; Symbiodiniaceae. The record is from the annotation of a GenBank genome assembly.